AUUGUUCAUGUUGAAUUCUGUUUGUUAAGAGAUGUGAUGUCUCAUUCAUUUGGAGAGGGGUAUGCCACGAGGUCGGACGAAGAACCAUUUGGAGGGACUUACGGAGGGAAUCAGAGUAACUCUAAAAUAGAAAUGGACAGGGAGAUUCUUGAAAAUCAUCCAACUUAUGACAAGACACAGGGGAGUGAAGUGAAAGAGAAGGAGAAAGCCAGGCACCGAACCCAGGCAUCGAGUUAACUGGGAAGAUCAGAGAUUUGAUGUUUAUGAGAUAUAUUUUGCUCAGGAAAUUUUCUCUUUUGGACUAAUCUAUCUAUGCUAUGAAAGCUGCUGAAGCUUUUGCUUUUUUAUUUCAGUAUAUUUGUUAAUGUGAAUUGCUGGUCCUUGGGACACCCUGGCUCGCAUAUUAUAAGCCUUGAUGUGGCAUAUAGGUUUUAAUUAUUUUAUGGGAUAAAUUUUGAACUA
Theobroma umbraticum is the source of this 462-nucleotide messenger RNA. RefSeq names its product late embryogenesis abundant protein. NCBI's taxonomy places the organism in Eukaryota, Viridiplantae, Streptophyta, Magnoliopsida, Malvales, Malvaceae. The record is from RefSeq and is a predicted model, not a curated record.